Nycticebus coucang (slow loris) is the source of this 3084-nucleotide messenger RNA. RefSeq names its product RANBP2-type and C3HC4-type zinc finger containing 1 (gene RBCK1). Gene Ontology annotation, biological process: proteasome-mediated ubiquitin-dependent protein catabolic process; protein linear polyubiquitination; positive regulation of canonical NF-kappaB signal transduction. Lineage: Eukaryota; Metazoa; Chordata; Mammalia; Primates; Lorisidae. Bases 539 to 2041 code for a protein of 500 amino acids. The record is from RefSeq and is a predicted model, not a curated record. The transcript is spliced from 12 exons. Gene Ontology annotation, cellular component: LUBAC complex. Gene Ontology annotation, molecular function: ubiquitin-protein transferase activity; ubiquitin binding.
CACUUCCGGCGCGCCACUUUUACUUUCUCUUCCGCCAAAGCUGCUCCGCUCCCGCUUCCGAAAGACUGGGCUUUCCCGGGUGGGGGUGGAGCUGAAGGCCGGGACCCCGUGGCGUCCCGGCAAGUGGGGACCCCUCUGGACACGUGGAGCGCCCUGCUGUGCGGAAUCAGGCCGUUCUUGGCCUUUCCUGCCUCCCCACUCGUCCGGUUUAUCUUUCGCUCUUUGCGGAUCUGCCUUUUCACCGUCUCACGGGGGGGCCGAUUCCCAGUGCCUGGCCCAGUCCCUUGCCCCCGGGCGAUGUAAGGCUGUCAGACUUUUCGCCGGGGACACUGAGGCACAGAGAGGGUUUGGGCAGCGCCGGAGACCACCACGUGGGGACUGAGUUGCUGUUGGUCGCCUUUCCCAGGUGACCCGCAUACAGCAUUUCCGCGGAGCCGCAGCCCCCCCCGGGGGGAUGGGCGCAGCAAGGCCAGAUGGACGAGAAGACCAAGAAAGGUGGGCACAGACUGGAGAAAGCUGCGGGACUUGAGCAGAGGAGAUGGCCUUGAGACUUACUCGGGCAGUGGCAGGCGGGGAUGAACGGGUGGCUAUGCAGUGUGCCAUCUGGCUGGCAGAGCAACGAGUGCCCCUGAGAGUGAAACUGAAGCCCGAGGUCUCCCCAACACAGGAUAUCAGGCUGUGGGUGAGUGUUGAAGAUGCUCACCUGCACACCGUCACCAUCUGGCUCACAGUGCGCACCGACAUGACAGUGGCUUCCCUCAAGGACAUGGUAUUCCUGGACUAUGGCUUCCCGCCAGUGCUGCAGCAGUGGGUGAUUGGGCAGAGGUUGGCACGAGACCAGGAGACCCUGCACUCCCAUGGGGUGCGGCGCAAUGGGGACAGUGCCUACCUGUAUCUGCUGUCAGCCCGCAACACCUCACUCAACCCUCAGGAGCUGCAGCGGGAGCGGCAGGUGCGAAUGCUGGAAGGUCUGGGCUUCAAGGACCUCAUGCUGCAGCCACGGGGCCCCCUGGAGCCAGCCCCUCCAAAGCCUGGCCCCCCCCCGGAACUCCAUCGAGGGCAGCCAGAUGCAGUACCUGAGCCCCCACCGGUGGGCUGGCAGUGCCCUGGAUGCACCUUCAUCAACAAGCCCACGAGGCCUGGCUGUGAGAUGUGCUGCCGGGCGCGGCCUGAGACCUACCAGGUCCCCGCCUCGUACCAGCCUGAUGAGGAGGAACGAGCGCGCCUGGCCGGCGAGGAGGAGGCACUGCGCCAAUACCAGCAGCGGAAGCAGCAGCAGCAGGAGGGAAACUACCUGCAGCACGUCCAGCUGGACCAGAGGAGCCUGGUGCUGAACACCGAGCCCGCCGAGUGCCCCGUGUGCUACGCGGUGCUGGGGCCCGGCGGGGCCGUGGUGCUGCGUGAGUGUCUGCACACCUUCUGCAGGGAGUGCCUGCAGGGGACCAUCCGCAACAGCCAGGAGGCGGAGGUCUCCUGCCCCUUCAUUGACAACACCUACUCAUGCUCGGGCAAGCUGCUGGAGAGGGAGAUCCGGGCGCUCCUGACCCCUGAGGAUUACCAGCGAUUCCUAGACUUGGGCAUCUCCAUUGCUGAAAACCGUAGUGCCUUCAGCUAUCACUGCAAGACCCCAGACUGCAAGGGAUGGUGCUUUUUUGAGGAUGAUGUCAACGAGUUCACCUGCCCCGUGUGUUUCCACGUAAACUGCCUGCUCUGCAAGGCCAUCCAUGAGCACAUGAAUUGCAAGGAAUAUCAAGAUGACCUGGCCCUGAGGGCGCAGAAUGAUGUAGCUGCCCGGCAGACGACAGAGAUGCUGAGGCUGAUGCUGCAACAGGGUGAGGCCAUGCACUGCCCACAGUGCCAGAUCGUGGUGCAGAAGAAGGACGGCUGUGACUGGAUCUGUUGCACUGUCUGCCACACUGAGAUCUGCUGGGUCACCAAGGGCCCACGCUGGGGCCCCGGGGGCCCAGGAGACACCAGUGGGGGCUGCCGCUGCCGAGUGAACGGGGUUCCUUGCCACCCAAGCUGUCAGAACUGCCACUGAGCUGAAGAUGGCCAGGUCCUCACGCUGACCCAGCCCUACAUCUGUAGUCUGUGUGGUGCAAGGCUGGGCUUGGGGCUUUGGCUCUAAUUUCUGGCCUGGGAGAUGCCUUUGUGUUUGGCCAAGACAGAGGCCCUGCGGAGGCUGGGGCUCCUGAGCUGCAUGGACAGUUUCAUUUGCUAUAUGAGUUACAGGGGUCCCACCUGUGCUGCUGUUGUCCAAAGUCACAUCUGUCCCAGUGCCUUUGUCCUUCCCCUGGGGCUCUCUGCAGCUCCCACCUCUGCCUGACCCCAGCCUUAAACACAGUCCCUGGCCAGAGCCACCAUGUAACUCCAUCCUCUUCCCAACCUCCAUCCUCAUCUGGUACACACCAAGCACUCACAACCUCCUUUCCACUGUUGGCUCUUCAGAGGGUGACUUUUCUCUGCUGUUGUGGUUAGAGGCCUGGAGCUUCUUAGAACUCCUGCUAACCUGUUCCAAGCCAGAGGGAGAGCGGGCAGGUUUGAAAGCACAGCCCAUCAUGCCUGGCUGUGUAUCUCCCUCUCUGCCGUCUGUGUGAGCUAAUUAAAAUAGUUUUCCAGGAAGGGAUGAGUGUGAUGUCCUUGAGAAGUAACUGUCAUGGGCUGGGACUACACAGAGGUAGGAUCUGAAGUUCUCUGGAACCUGCACCAGGAAGUUGAUGUGUCUGAGCACUGGGUUCCCGGUACCAGACUUGGCACCCUUGUGCCCAGCUCUUGGGUCAGCGUUAGUCAAAAGGAGUUUGCAACAUGUCAAGAGUCAAGAGAAGGGCCUACAGAUCAGCAUGAGCUUAAGGGGUGCAGAGGGCUAAGGCAGCAGCUACAGGCUGCCACUCCCUUUUGGUCUCUGGGUAAGCAUCCAGGGCUGCAGGGCAGAGAUGGUUCAGGAACAGAUGGAGCUGUCGCAGUUGAGGGGUGAAGUCCAUCCUUAUUUUAACAUUUGAGGCAAGAUGGCAAAGUGCUGAUCCAACAGUAUUUAUUAGUACCCACCUGCUAGGCAAGAGCAAUAAAACAGAGACCUGAUAUCCA